CAUAAUCCUCACAACUAAAUCUAAUUAAGAAAAAAACAGAGUCUGUCUUUGACUUUCCAAAAACAGAGCCUUUUUGUUUUGCCUUAACACACAUCAAUGGCGAUUCCUGUGAUAGAUUUCUCCAAGAUCAAUGGCGAAGAAAGGGAGAAGACACUCUCUGAAAUCGCUAAAGCUUGCGAAGAAUGGGGGUUUUUCCAGCUGGUGAACCAUGGGAUCCCAUUGGAGCUUCUUAACAAGGUGAAGAAGCUGGCCUCAGAUUGCUACAAAACAGAGAGAGAAGAAGCGUUCAAGACCUCAACUCCCGUGAAGCUACUCAACGAGUUGCUUGAGAAAAACUCUGGAGAGAAGCUCGAGAACGUUGACUGGGAAGAUGUCUUCACUCUCUUAGACCACAACCAAAACGAAUGGCCAUCCAACACUUCUGGCCUCAAAGAGACGAUGGUAGAAUACAGAGAAGAAGUGAGGAAGUUAGCGAGCAAGAUGAUGGAAGUGAUGGACGAGAACUUGGGUUUGCCUGAAGGUUACAUAAAGAAAGCUUUUAACGAAGGCAUGGAAGACGGAGAAGAGACGGCUUUCUUUGGAACCAAAGUUAGCCAUUACCCACCUUGUCCUCAUCCAGAGCUUGUCAAUGGCCUUAGGGCUCAUACCGAUGCAGGAGGUGUCGUUUUGUUGUUCCAAGACGAUGAGUACGAUGGCCUUCAAGUGUUGAAAGAUGGAGAGUGGAUCGAUGUUCAGCCGAUGCCUAAUGCUAUUGUUAUCAACACUGGUGAUCAGAUUGAAGUUCUUAGCAACGGAAGGUACAAGAGUGCAUGGCACAGGGUGUUGGCGAGGGAGGAAGGAAACAGGAGGUCCAUUGCUUCCUUCUACAAUCCGUCGUACAAGGCGGCCAUUGGGCCAGCGGCGGAGGAAGGAAGUGAGAAGAAGUAUCCAAAGUUUGUGUUUGGAGAUUAUAUGGAUGUCUAUGCAAACCAGAAGUUCAUGCCUAAGGAGCCUCGUUUUCUUGCUGUGAAGACUCUCUAAAUGUUGUUAAUUGUAUCACUCUUUUAUUCAACGCCAUGAUGUAUUUUCACUUUUAAGUUAUUAAAUGCCAAGUUUAAUAAUUAAUAAUUUGGCAUCCUAUGUUUUCUGGCCUUGUAUUUUUUUUUCUUUUUCAUGUGAUGUAUGAAUCUUUGCUGUCA
Molecule: messenger RNA, 1178 nt
Organism: Brassica oleracea var. oleracea
Lineage: Eukaryota; Viridiplantae; Streptophyta; Magnoliopsida; Brassicales; Brassicaceae
Product: 1-aminocyclopropane-1-carboxylate oxidase 5
Exons: 4
Coding region: 97-1020 (307 amino acids)
Molecular function (GO): dioxygenase activity
Source: RefSeq, a predicted model, not a curated record